Messenger RNA from Danio rerio (zebrafish), 835 nucleotides. RefSeq names its product coiled-coil domain containing 3a (gene ccdc3a). The record is from RefSeq and is marked provisional. NCBI's taxonomy places the organism in Eukaryota, Metazoa, Chordata, Actinopteri, Cypriniformes, Danionidae.
CAUGCACCUUGCGCUUCUGCUGACGCUGGGUUUCGGGUUCGCGUUUGCAUGCCAGCUUCCGAGCGAGUGGCGACCCCUGAGCGAGGGUUGUCGGGCUGAACUCGCCGAGAUUAUCGUGUACGCCAAGGUGCUGGCCAUCCACGAGGAGCCGUACGCGUCCAGUCUAUAUAACUAUCUGCCGUACCAGAAGCACGAGCGCGCCGAAGACGCGCUGCUGUACGCGGCGGAGGUGGAGUUGCUAUGCGACCAGGCGUGGGGCAGCAUGCUGGAGGUGCCCGCGGGUUCACGCCUCAACCUCACGGGACUCGGAUACUUCAGCUGUCAGUCACACACGGUGAUGGAAAACAACUCCUACAUAUUCUUUCUCAGGAUGGACGAAAACUACAACAUCCUCCCGCAUGGAGUUAACUUCCAGGAUGCCAUAUUCCCCGACACGCUGGAGAACAGACGCCUGUUUUCCAGCCUCUUCCAGUUCUCAAACUGCUCUGGUGGACAGACAAUGCACAACUUUAAUAGCGAUUGGGAGAGCCAGGAAGACAGCAGGCUGCUGUGUUCCUCCAUGCAGAAGGUUUUGUUUGAGGAGGAGGAGCGGGUCGGACAGCUUGAGGAGCGUGUGGCCGAGCUGGAGAGGAAGAACCAACAAUUAAAAGAACGAGUGGGAAAACUGAGGCAUUCUCUGAGGAAAACCCGGAAGGUGCUGCGCCGUGCCGAGCGGGAACGCCAGGAGUUUCAUGAGCGUCUUAAGACGGCGGAGAGACAUGCAGGACAUCACCUCAAUGCCAUUCCACCCCAACACAGCCCUUCACAACACAGAUACACACAUGGACUGUGAGCU